This is a messenger RNA of Gaeumannomyces tritici R3-111a-1, 580 nucleotides long. RefSeq lists its product as hypothetical. The transcript is spliced from 2 exons. Bases 98 to 580 code for a protein of 160 amino acids. The record is from RefSeq and is a predicted model, not a curated record. NCBI's taxonomy places the organism in Eukaryota, Fungi, Ascomycota, Sordariomycetes, Magnaporthales, Magnaporthaceae.
GCGUGGGCGAUCUAUCUGUGCGUGUCCUGAGCCUCCAAGUGAAGCCAUCCGUGUGCCGUGCGAGCGAUGGAAUAAGGUCUCCGCUCGUCACGUGACGAUGGGUCCGUGCACCGCACUCAACAUGCCUGGUGCCAUUGGUCGCCUGAUCGCGUUCCAGUCGAUCCUCGAUACCGACUUCUUCUUUUCCAGCCUCGCAAAAGGAUUCAGCAUACAAUCGACACGAAACGCCACUAGCGACGGGAUCAAAUCAAAAAGUCCCCGAGAUGCCGGCCUAGGCGAUAAGCAGACCCUCCUUUUGAGCUCCGCGCGGACGAGGACCACGGCGGCCGCCAAGCACGCGCGCGCACGGGAGAUCGCCACCAGACUGUACCGCAAGGCCCGGGAUCUCGAAGGCGGUGUCCUCCCCGCCCCGACGGCGACGAAAGCAGUCACUAAGCCGACAUCGAAUGCCGCCCCUACCGAUACCAACACCAACCCCAACACCACAUUUCCUCUUCCGGGCGACAUCGCUAUCCCCAACGACGACAAUACUCUCAAGCUCGAUCCCCAGCCCCACCCACUGCGGCGUCAGCUCCAUUAG